This is a messenger RNA of Nanorana parkeri, 1333 nucleotides long. RefSeq names its product mitochondrial ribosomal protein S30 (gene MRPS30). The coding region runs from base 83 to 1318 and encodes 411 amino acids. The transcript has 5 exons. Gene Ontology annotation, cellular component: mitochondrial large ribosomal subunit; mitochondrion; ribosome. Gene Ontology annotation, molecular function: structural constituent of ribosome. Gene Ontology annotation, biological process: translation. The record is from RefSeq and is a predicted model, not a curated record. Lineage: Eukaryota; Metazoa; Chordata; Amphibia; Anura; Dicroglossidae.
CAUUCUACAGACAGCUGACUUGUCAGCGUCCAAUCAGUGCAUUACGCGGAAGGUCGCGUCCUUGGUUGCUGGGAUCAACAAGAUGGCGGGCCGCAGGAUAUUCGGGAGGCUGCAGCACAAUAACGAUUUACCGGCCGCCCUGUUCCUCCCCCCGGAGCCAGCCGCGCCGACCGGCUCGCUCUACCCGCCCGUGGUGGCCUCUAUGACGGCCAAGAGCAAGGCGUCCCGGCAGCGGCGGAUAGAGGGACACUACAGCCGGGUGCACGCCCAGACUGACAUCGGCAGCAAGUUGAAGCUGAUCACCGGCCUGCAGCGCCUCAAGUACGUGGUGUAUCCGCAGACCUUCGCCCAGAACGCCGACCGCUGGUACCAGCACUUCACCAAGACCGCCUAUAGGCCGGGGCUGCCGGAGAGGAGGGGGGGCGGCCUGGAGGAGCAUGAGCUGGGCCGUGUCCGCUCCUUGCUGUGUGAGGCCUUACUGCAGGACUUCUACUAUGCCAAGAAAGGCCGGAGCUUCCUGUACAGGAGCCAGGAGGUGUCCGCUGCCCCCUUCCUCACCAGUGCCAUGUCCAUCCUCAGCUCCCAGUGUGCUAAACACAACCCCAUCCUCCGCCAGGCUGCCCUGGAUGAGAAACCUCAGGUGAAUUUCUAUUGGUUGCGUGGUGAGAUCAGGGUUCCUCGGGGCCACAGGAAAGGCUGUAUUGAUCCCAUCCGCUUUCAGAUUGAUGACACGCCACUUUUCCAGCUCAGAGUUCCUAAACCACUUCCAGAGUUUGUUCCUCUGGAUCAUGUUGUACCUGAAGAGAUUCCGUUCAUCCCUCAUGAGCCAAGUAGAUUACCUCUCUUUAAAAAACAGUAUGACAACAACGUAUUCAUUGGUGGUAAAGUGGACGGUGCCUGUAGAUUUGGCCAUACACAGUUUCACCUGGUGCCAGACCGUUUCCAGAGGGAUAGGAUGAAAAAGUUGAGUCUUGAAGACCAGAUUGAAGUGUUUUUACGUGCCAAUGCUAUGGCAAGUCUCUUUGCUUGGACUGGAGCACAAGCUAUGUAUCAAGGUUUUUGGAGCCAGGCGGAUGUGACACGGCCAUUUGUCUCACAAGCGGUUAUUUCCGAUGGGAAAUAUUUUUCAUUUUUUUGCUACCAGCUCAAUACAUUAGCUCUGGCAGUGGAUGCUGAUAAGGAUCCCAACCGCAAGAACAUUUGUUGGGGAACACAAAGCGCUCCUCUCUAUGAAGCCAUUGAAGAAGGGGACAUUAAGGGCUUUAAUGAUGAUGUUUUUAGGAAGCUGGUUAACUUCUUUCUGAACUGCCCAGAAUAGCACAUCGGCUUUGCA